AUAAGUGGAAUAAGGGUGGGGGUAAUUUCUCUCUCCCUCUUCUUUGAGCAUUUCAGGGAAGGAAGGAAGGCAGGAAAAAAGAAACCCAGUUUAUUACUCUGUUCAACUUAGCAGAAUAAAACUACCACCACCAUGGAUAUUAAGGAAUAUUUUGCAAGAAUUUCCUACAAAGGCCCCCAGGACAAGCCAGAUUUCGAAACCUUAACGGCAAUCCUUCAGCAUCACAUCCGAUCCGUGCCAUUCGAAAAUCUCAGCAUGCACUGUGGCGAAAGCAUGGAGCUGGAUCUAGAACCCAUCUACAACAAAAUUGUGAAGAAGAACCGUGGCGGGUGGUGCAUAGAAAAUAACCAGCUUCUGUUCUGGGCCCUGCAGACCAUGGGCUAUAAGAUCAGCCUCUUGGGGGCGUACGUUUACAACCCUCCUCUAAAGACCUACAGUAAGUCCAUCGACCACCUCCUGCUAAAAGUGAUGCUUGGCAGCAAAACCUACAUAAUCGAUGGCGCCUUUGGAUUAGCCUAUCAAAUGUGGGAGCCGAUGGAACUGGUUUCUGGGAAGGACCAGCUCCAGAUGCCGGGCAUCUUUCGUUUCACCGAAGUCAAUGGGAUGUGGUACUUUGACAAACUGAAGCGCAGGCAUUACAGCGCCGAUGCAGACAACCGAUCGCUUUUAUUUGACAGCCUAGAAGACACGACUUGCAAAAAGGUUUACUCAUUCACCCUGGAGCCACGGAUGAUAGAUGAAUUCCAAGCUCCAACCGCCUAUCUCCAAACAGCUCCCGAUUCCCUCUUUGUAAAUAAGUCAAUCUGCAGUCUCCAGACCACCACUGGCUUUCAGGUUUUGAUAGGGUGGACAUUCACCGAAACCACUUAUAAUUACAAAGACAACAUGGACCUCGUAGAAAGAACUACCCUUACUGAUGAGGAAGUGGAGGGAACGCUGCAGAAGCGAUUCAACAUAAGAUUAGACAAGAAGCUUGUCCCUGUUAACAACAGCUUAAUACCCACGUGUCCACUAGAGUAGCCACCAGAUCUGAAAUAAUAGAACAUCUGGAAGCAAAAUUUGUAGGAUAUAGCUUGCAUGAAAUGACCAAAGGACUUUUAAAGGAAGCAAAACAAAGUUUUGAUUUCUCGAGGGGGUGGGGGGUGCACCUAAGCUGCUGUUGAGCUUCACUGAAAGUAACGUCUCAAGACACAUUUGGAGGUUCUCAGUCAAGCAUCAAUCAUGGGGCUGGUUUCAGCUACAGGAACUGGUACUACUCAUUCACAAGCAACUCUGUUUGAGGGACCCAACCAUAUAUCAGGAUGAAUUCCUUUCCAAAAUGAAUGGUAAAUGAUGCUUGAGAUUUAUCUCAGAUCCUACGGACCUCUGAAUCCAGAUGACAAUGGAUCCUAAGUCAACAGAUCCUAAUUUAAAGUCCUGGCUGGCUUGGGCCUUGGACACCUUAGGGACCAUUUGCUUCCAACUGAAUCUACCUACCUGACUAGAUCAGCUGUUCUGGUUCGCAUACUGAAACCUAUUGAGACCCAUUUUUUGAGCAUGCAAGACAGGGCCUUCUCAGUUGCUGCCCCCAAGAUGUGGAACUUGCUCACAGAUAAGAUUCCGCAUGGCUCCCAUUCUCACAGACUUCAGGAGGAGAGUGAAGACUGGCCAUUUAAUUCAGGCUUUUGACCAAUGAGCUGUCCUUGCUCCUUUUAAUUUUUUUAGCUAUGUUUUGUUCUGUUUGUAUGUUAUAUUGAAUUGUAUUGUUUCAUCCCAUUGUUAACUGCCCUGGGGCCUUAGAAUGAAGGGCAGUAUAUAAAUAGAAAUAAUUCAAAAUUAUGCCCAACUGGAUCUCAGAGUCCAGAGUUAGAUCUGCUACACUAUAACAAGGAGAGCUCUUAGCGGAGAAUUCAGCCUGCACCUUUUGCCAUCCUUGAUGGAAGAUUGUGUUGCAUUCCUUUAAGUUUACACUGUUGUAUCAGUGGAGACCACAUUGUAUCUCCUCUUCAGUAAUUUCUGAAAACUUGUAGAACAAGUUCCUCUUCUCCUCUUCACUGGAUGACUACAAACAUUCAUCAGCAAACCGACAUAACACAGAAAAUCAUGUGGUAGGCUCAAAGUUCAUGUUCAAACUUGGCUAUUUUUGCUUUUCCAGAUGCAAAUCAAGGUCCUGACUUUUAUGCUUUGUGUAUUGCUAGUUGCAAUUCUGUUUUUGAGUGCUGACUGUAGGUUGAACAAUCUGGAACAAUUUGCUUUAAGGAUAUGCAAUGGGUACUCUUGGUAUGUUCAGCGGCCUUUAGUCAUAAAUGGGUUGGCUUCAUCUUUGUCGUCUGGUUUUAUGACUGUGUGCUCUUCUUGUUUGGAUCAGUUACUUUUUGUAGUGGCCAAUGGCCAAGGCAAAUAAAACAAUGACCCAGAAGUGGGGAAGAA
This is a messenger RNA of Hemicordylus capensis (graceful crag lizard), 2409 nucleotides long. RefSeq names its product arylamine N-acetyltransferase, pineal gland isozyme NAT-3-like. The transcript is spliced from 2 exons. Gene Ontology annotation, molecular function: acetyltransferase activity. The coding region runs from base 133 to 1020 and encodes 295 amino acids. NCBI's taxonomy places the organism in Eukaryota, Metazoa, Chordata, Lepidosauria, Squamata, Cordylidae. The record is from RefSeq and is a predicted model, not a curated record.